Molecule: messenger RNA, 4061 nt
Organism: Carassius auratus (goldfish)
Lineage: Eukaryota; Metazoa; Chordata; Actinopteri; Cypriniformes; Cyprinidae
Product: transmembrane protein 178B-like
Exons: 4
Coding region: 1-885 (294 amino acids)
Cellular component (GO): membrane
Source: RefSeq, a predicted model, not a curated record
AUGGCUGCGGGGAAGUUGCUGCUCUACGCCGGUCUGUCUCUGUCCCUCUGUGCGCUCGGGAUGCUGGCCGUGGCUAUCUGCUCCGACCACUGGUACGAGACGGACGCCCGGAGGUACCGAGAACGGUGCCGAAGUUUCUCCAGCCGCCGGAAAGACCCUGGCUUUAUUUACAUCCCCAACAAUAGCCUCCCUCUGCGGGCGAGCCGCUCGCGCCUGGACCGCUGGGAGGAAAAGCUGCUGCUGGCGCGGAACAGAAGGCAGCUGUUCGCCAUGAGCGCCGCUGAUGAGUGCAGCAGGCAGUAUAACUCCAGCAACAUGGGCCUGUGGAGCAGAUGCCAUCGGCUUGGAUUUGAUCAAGAUAUCGAGGACCUCAUUCGGAAAGGGUCCAUUGCAAGAUGCUCCUAUAUCAAGUACCACUACUCCUCGGCUGCAAUACCCAAGAAUCUCUCUUACAACAUCACCAAGACAAUUCGUCAGGAUGAGUGGCACUCUCUGCAUCUGCGGAGGAUGACGGCAGGAUUUAUGGGAAUGGCGGUGGCCAUCAUCCUCUUCGGCUGGAUCAUUGGGAUGCUGGGAUGUUGCUGGGACCGUGGCCUCAUGCAGUAUGUGGCAGGUCUACUCUUCCUCAUGGGUGGCACGUUUUGCAUCAUUUCCUUGUGCACCUGUGUAGCUGGCAUCAACUUCGAGCUGUCCCGUUACCCUCGCUACAUAUACGGCCUCCCAGACGACAUCAGUCACGGUUACGGCUGGUCAAUGUUCUGCGCAUGGGGCGGUUUGGGCCUGUCCCUCAUCGCUGGCUUCUUCUGCACACUGGCGCCCUCUGUACAGCCGAUCCCUCGCUCCACGUGCCCCAAAUCCCGCCAAGAAAAUGGCACCGUGUGUUAAGGGAUGGGUCUGAAAAUCCCCAAGCCAACAUGUGCAGCUGGACAAUGGGGGACGAAACACAUUCAAAAAAAGACCAUAACUGAAGAUUAAAAUCAUGUUCAUUUAGAAUCAUUUCUAAUCUCACCAACCAGGCCAUUUUUAACCAUGUGUGUGAAUCUACAACUGAGUGUACCGAUCGUUUAAAAGAAAACCAAGAAAAAAUAUAUUGUGAAGAUAAUAUCAACGGGACUUUCCAUCGCCAAGGUCCUACACAGGAAAACAGUCAUCCUUUCAAAGUUUGGUGAGCACAAGCAAAUGGUGACGAAUGAAGCAAAAAAUAGACCGUGCUGCUCAUUCUGAUGCUGAAAGGAUGGAUUUUGACAUGUCUGUUUGACUGACGUCUAAAAACUGCCAAACCUGGAGAUUAUGGUUUUUGGAUCUGGACAAGUAUGGAGGUCCAGUGCCGAUGUUUAAAGCCCAAGGGUUCUGACUAAUCAAGAGCACCAAGGCUUUCACGUGAGAGGACAACAACUUUGAUGCGAUUUGGAUCUGUUGUGGCUAAAUCCGCCGAUUUGUCUCGGACCCUGGAGACUAUCGCAAUGCCUCUUGGGAUGCGGCUAAAGGAUCCGCUCGUGCAUAAAGGAAAAAGAUUUCAGGAACUGGAGAUGCCUGCUCGUGACGUUAUGUUGCUAUUGCUGUACAGCAAAUUGUAAAGAGAAAAAUAUUACCUAUAAUAUUCCAGAAGAGGAAAAAAACAAUUCUAACGGGAGGGAAAUUUUUUGGAGCAUUUUUCCAUGUUUCAUUUCUUAUUCAUCUCCAAUUGGUAUCAACGGACACUUCUAACAUGCUUUCGGUUUUAUUAUGUGCAUCUUCUUUUGUUUUUUUUAGUAAUUACAGUCAUCAUGAGUGUGAAUGAGUGUGAAGGGAGUGUGCCGAUUCUUUAGCUACUAUCAAUAUAGUAUGUGUGUAAGAGUUUUGUGGUCUCCAUAUGAAAAAAAAAAAGGAAACAUAAAAAGAAUAAUAAUGCAUAAAAUCAAAAACCUGCCUUGGGGGAAAUCAGGUAGGCUUUUGUUGAACCAAGAAUUACUGGAAAGGAAAGAUGCCAUAUCCUGUUUUAGACAGCGAACACUUAGUCCCUGCAGACACGACUGACGCAGACAGAAAGACAACUCAACAUCACACUGUUACUGCCUUAAGCUUGUCUGGAAGGAGGCAUUUAUGCCAUUUGAUGGGAACGUAUACUGACUUCUCUUCUGAAAGCAUCUAUGGGCUGACAAAAGAAAUCCCCAUUUGAAUCCAACUUCCUGCUCUGUUUAACCAUGCGUCUCUUUACUUAAAGGGAACUCCCAAAACAGGAUGUGGUAUGUAAGUGCCUCGUGAUUACAUGAGACAGCAGCGGUGCACAAAAGAGGUAUAUAUCUAUGGAAUCGUGACCUCGAAACGUAGGACGGGCGGCAAGCACAAGCUUAAUACAAUCUCUAAGCCGACAUGCGAUUGGUUCCCUCAAGCCGUUUUCAUAAUUUCUCUUCUCACACAUUCAUUUCACAAUCUGAAACUUUUUAUCCAUUUCACAUGCUAUAAAUGCAUUAAACGAAUCACUUGGGCAGCCAUAAAACAGCGUGCUAUGAAGGAACACGCGUCGAGGGUCACUGGCGAAUCAGCACACACAUUCAUCCAUGCCAAAACCCUACACUAGGAGACUUAGCUUUGCAAGCAAGACCAUGUUUACAGAUUUCUAGAAAUUAGAUUUGCCAAAACAAAAAUCUGCUUCCAAGUAUCAAGAAACAAAGCAUCAUUGGUUGCGCUGAUGUUUAUACUUGAGUUCUUUAACAACUAUUCAUUGGUUCGUAAAGUUAAUUCGUUUUGAGAGUUUUCAUUGCGUUGGUUUAUAAAACAAGCUGCCAAGUGAAGUUUUGCAGGGCUGCGACAAACUAAAGGCCGUUUCUAAAAGCCAUUUCAAAAUGAUCCAUCCCAACAUUACUUCCAUUGGAUCUUUCACCAUAAACACAGCCAACAGUUCACUAACAAAAGUAUCCUUCUCAACUCUGCAUUGAUGAAAUACGGGACCAGCAGUCUUCAUGGUUUCGAACAUAUUUAUGGGCGCUUUGGGUGAUUCGUGUGGCAGCAUUCAAGUAAAAAGACUUCGUUGCAUGCUGACAAUGCAAUUGGCCGUGAAAUUACAUAAACAAUCCAGAACUCCAGAAGACUUCUUCACACUUUCAAAGCAACAAAUCGACCAAACACAGCCCACAAACUCUACAGUGCUUGAUUACAAUGUGCAUGCAACAGAAAACCUGCAUAAAUACCCAAUAAACAAUCUGUUUUAGGAGCAUCUUGCAACAAGUCCGUCUGGCCUUAUAUAAGAUAGUGUUCCUUGACACACUUAGGAGGAAAAUAUGUAUUUCAGUCCACAGAUUACGCUCCUAGGCGAAGACAUAAAUGGGGUCAGUCGCUAGUUGUACACAACACUUCUCAAAUAAAACCAGUUCCACAGUCCUAUUUGAGAAAAACAUCUAAGUAUAUUCAAAAAUGCACUUAAAUUCACUCUUAUUUUCUUCAACAAGGCAAAGAGAUGUGUUCAAUCACAGAGUAUAAAGAUAUCAAAGAGCAGAGAAGGGAAGGGCAGAUGCUGGCAUCAGACGCCAAGAACAGACACUUACAAUUACAGCUUAAUUGGCAUCCGUCCUAGACAGAGAGUCCCAGACUGAAAGCAGGUAGUGAACUGCAUUUCAUAAGCUCUGUAUGGAUCAUUGUGAGGCUUGUAGUGAAAGUGAUAAUGAAUAAAAACUUGCAGCCUAACUGUCACUUGAUGGGCAUUUUAAGGACUCUCCUCAAAGAAAGAUCAUGAAGCGUUGGGCAUGUUGGUAAUAUGGGCUCAGGAUCAAAGAUUCCUUUACACAAUCUACACAUUACAUUCACACAAAUGUGUUUACAUCACAGCCAACAGUUGUCAGCCUUUGUUCAGUUAUUGGUUGAGCGGGGUGGGAUGGGAAACACGAGCGGGAAUAUUUUUGUCUUCGAAACGUGAAAAUAAAAAUGAAAAAAGUAGCAGAUUCGGUGAAACUGCAGCUUUUUAAUUGGACACUGAAGCUUAAGGUUUAUCUGAUCUUUUUUCAUCAGUGAUGUGUCUAUUGAGUAUCUGGGAAAAAAAAGAAAAAAAAAAAAAGAGAAUAAAACUGUAAAAAAAAUGUUUAAGA